Ctenopharyngodon idella (grass carp) is the source of this 3127-nucleotide messenger RNA. RefSeq names its product neurofilament heavy polypeptide-like. The record is from RefSeq and is a predicted model, not a curated record. Lineage: Eukaryota; Metazoa; Chordata; Actinopteri; Cypriniformes; Xenocyprididae. The transcript has 2 exons. Bases 994 to 2298 code for a protein of 434 amino acids.
ACUUCGUCACCUUAAAAUAAAGUGUUACCUUAUUUAUUAACAAUUAUUUUCUGUGAAAACUAAUAUAUUUAUUGCAAUGUGUAUAUGCUUAUUUACUGCAUUUAAAGCAGUAAGCUUUGCUUACCAAGCAGGUUGAUUUUCCAAUCGGAUGUGCUAAACAGCAGGUGUUCAGUUUUGUUGACUGAGAAAAAUUUGUGACAUUUUUUAUUUUUUUUGCUUUCUUUGUAUAAUCAAAACAAAAUGCCACCACCUCACCUAUCCCACCAUUUCUGCCUCUCGCACCAGGUGUGUGUAGCGUCCGCCUUUCCAACCUAAUGGCGCUGAAGCUGUAACUAUGAAAAUGGCAAGCCCAGCCUCAGGAGAUAAAUCAUUAAAUACUCUGUUAUUGUGAAACACAAUCACUUUCGAGAGCACAUGGCGUGGCGGUCGAGGCACAGCUGAAGUCCGGAGCUCAAUUCUUUCAGAUCUAUUUUUGAAUAGCGAUUGAAUGAACAGAUGCUAAAUAUUUUAUAAGAGAAAAGAGACCAGGUCAUGGUAAGGAAGACCAAAAAGGGGCCAAUUUAUUGAACUUAUGGAGAGAGAGAUAGAUACAUGAAACCAUAACAGGAAAGCGCAACGAGUCCUGUCCUUGAAGAGUUGGACGGGGGCACGAGCAGGGGGAAGUGAUUCUAUCAGGGCUUGUGUAUCUCGUUUCUGCUGAACUGGAAAUGGUGAAAGGUUGAAUCGCUGCAAUAACAUCUAUUAUGUACAGUAUGUAAGCCCAAAGGGCAGCAAUGGCAUCCGUAGGCAUCUUUACUGCUUUUGACAGGACAGUUUAGAUAUCUGACUCUUUAUGCUCUGUACACAAUUACAGUUUCCGCUGCACCAGAUGUGAUACCCGAUGCGGCCACAGCAACCGACACCGUCACUGCAACAACUGGCUUUGUUACUGUUUUUCCUGAGGUUACUGAUGCAUUUGCCUCAUCCUCUGAUGGCAUUGCAACAACACUUUAUAUGGUCACCCAAGCAAUAUCUUCUGCAACCAUGGCAACAACACCUUCUGCAACCAUGGCAACUUUUGAAACAACAUCUUCAGCAUCAGCUAGCACCAUUCAACUGCCAACCUCUCUUGCACCUGUUUCUGAUGUAUCUUCAGUGGAAACGAAUGAAGUGGUUACAGCAAAUACCUUGGAUAAAAGUGCCGUUGUGUCCUCAACAGAUGCAGCAAUGAAGACAGUUGAUGCACUCCCUCCAGGCAUUGAUUUGAUCGUCCCAGCAACUCCUGCAUCAGAUGUUGAUGCUCCUGCCACUGAUGUUAUUGCUUCAUCUCCUGAUAUGGAUGCUCCAUCAAUAGUUAUGGUUGAACCAGAGUUUGGUUCCAUUGGCCCUGCAACUGACAAAGACGCUCCUGCGACUGUUGUGGUGGCUCCUGCAUCUGAUAAGGUUGCAGAACCUACCGAUGUGUCAGAUGAAAUCAAACCAGCUCCUGAAGGUCCAGGUGAUGGAAUUGAAGUUGUCACGACAGUUGCAGAAAAAGUCCCACCUACAACUGCCAAACCUCUUCUGACAAGUGACCCUUUGCAAGCUCCAGUCCCUGAUGAUCCUCCUCAACCUGAUGCUGAGACUGACAGUAAACCUUCAUCCAAAGAUGCAAAGAACAAUGAAGCUCCUCUCAUUGAGACCAAUGAGGAAAAAACAGCAACAAACCUGGGGAAGAAAGAUAAAGAUGCUCCUGAGAGUAAACCACCAUCUAAAGUAGGAGAAAACAGUGAGGUUCCUCCUAGUAAGACCAAGGAGGAAAAAACAGAAACAAAUUUGGAGAAGAAAGAUAAAGAUGCUCCUGAGAGUAAACCACCAUCUGAAGUAAGAGAAAACAGUGAGGUUCCUCUCAUUAAGAACAAGGAGGAAAAAACAGAAACAAAUUUGGAGAAGAAAGAUAAAGAUGCUCCUGAGAGUAAACCACCAUCCAAAGUAGGAGAAAACAGUGAGGUUCCUCUUAGUGAGACCAAGGAGGAAAAAACAGAAACAAAUUUGGAGGAGAAAGAUAAAGAUGCUCCUGACAGUAAACCUCCAUCUGAAGUAAGAGAAAACAGUGAGGUUCCUCUCACUGAGAAUAAGGAGGAGAAAACAGCAACAAACCUAGAGAAGAAAGAUAAAGAUGCAGAAGCCCCAGUAUCUGCAGACAUCGAGAGGAACAACGAGGCUGGGAAAACCGAAAAGAGCAGGGAAGCCAAAGAGGAAAAGAAAGAGAAGGAAAAAAAGAAAGAAAAAGAUUAUGAAAAGAAAGACUAUGAGAAGAAAGGUAUACAGCAUUUGUAGUUGAGUGUGUGUAUUGUGUGUAGCUUGACUAUAGAAAUGAAACAAACAGAUAUUGCACUCAUCUGACACAAAAUGUAACUAUGACUGCGGUCUGAAAAUGCAUUUCUGCUUGACUGCAUGGUACCUUCCAGUAAUGCUGCUGUGGAUGAGAUGGAGUAUCUGUUAGUGAAGAACAUUUACAGCUUGUAGUGUAUUGAUUGGUUUAGCAGCCAUUAGAUCCACAGAAAGAAACUCUAAACCCUAGUUCUCUCUAGUUUUAGGCUGUUUUGUUUACAUUAUCAGCUUUCUUAAAUAACAGUAGCAUCAUUUCAGUGUGUCUGGUUUCAUAUUUUUGGCCCUUACGGUGAACCUUUCCACAUUGUUGAGUGAUUUGUGCCAAUAGUGCAGCAGUAUUAGCUAACAAAUAUCCAACAAAAAGCUUAAUGUUGCUUUUAUUCCAAAGUUGUUGCAAGGAUUUUAAUCCCCGGGGGGCCAAAAACGCAGUUGUCAAGGAUAGCGUACAUCAGAUUUCAAGGUAAGGCAAUGCUUUAAAUCAAGACAGAAAAAAGACGUUAUAUUUUCAGGGUUUCAAUGACAUUUUACGUGAAUGAUGUAUUUAUAUGCAUUAGCACUCCUGUAGGCAAUGCUUAUCGAAGGAUGAUUCAGUUUUGAUUUCUGUUUUCCAGAAUGUGGACAGACACUAAUAUGGAAACUGUGGAAAAAUUGCUGCCUAAAUGUUAUUCAUUUCCUCUCUUCCAUGUCGCUCUUUCUUGUCUCUCUCCUUUCUUUGUGCUCACAUGUUUUGUUUUUUGCUUUGUCUCAUAAGGUAAGCCGCUCAUGAUGUAUUGUG